This is a messenger RNA of Galdieria sulphuraria, 2353 nucleotides long. RefSeq lists its product as uncharacterized. Gene Ontology annotation, cellular component: endoplasmic reticulum. Lineage: Eukaryota; Rhodophyta; Bangiophyceae; Galdieriales; Galdieriaceae. Gene Ontology annotation, molecular function: lipid binding. The transcript has 8 exons. The record is from RefSeq and is a predicted model, not a curated record. The coding region runs from base 5 to 2305 and encodes 766 amino acids.
CAAUAUGCGUUACUUACAAGACUGGAGGUGGAUAGAUAGGGUUCGAACGUUUUUAGUUGUUUGGUUUCCUUUGCAACGUUACAAAGUGCACUGUUUAUUGUUAUUAUUGGCGUACAUCUUGGGAAAGUCACAGUUUCCUGUUAUAUAUAUUGUUUUAUUAGCAUACGCUGUUUAUUUAUUUGAUAGAGAGAGACAAGUCCGUCGUGAGUUACGUGACCGAAUAGAGUUGUCUAGAAGGGAAUCUGUUGCUCAAGAAGACACUUGUACAGAACUACCGUCUACUACGGAACAUCAGUGGGUACCAGGAGUGAACAUAUGGAGAGAAGAAUCCUGUGAAUGGUUCAACGUUCUGGUUAAAAAGUUAUGGGUCACUGAAAAUGUAGGCUUGAGUAGAUGGUUGAGAGAAAGAAUUGCCAGUCGACUCAACCUAACACGCCCAAAAUUUGUAGAAGUGUUUCAAAUACCUGAACUCAAGUUGGGAACAAAGGCACCUGAAUGUUCUCGUGUAAGAGUGAACCGAAUCAAGUCCUCUUAUGAAAUGCAGUUAGAAUUCGACUUGCAUUAUACAGGAACAGCAUUUGUUAUUCUUGUCAUCAAUUUUAGUCGUCAAAUAUUUGGAGUUCAAAUCCCUAUUUUGCUUUCUGAUUUUGCAUUUGCUGCAAAAGCUUUGGUACAUGUACAAUUGGUUGAUAGAGCUCCUUAUUUUAGUGUCGUACAUUUUUCAUUUAUAAGGAAGCCUUGGAUUGACUUGAAGUUGGUUCCACUCAAGACACUUGAUAUGAUGGAUAUUCCUGUUUUAUCGGAUUGGAUUCGAAGACAUUUAACUGAUACCAUUCAAGAUUGGGCAGUAUAUCCACGAAAAGUAUCCUUUCCUAUUGAAUCUUGGUAUCAAGCUAGUCAACAGGGAAAGGAUCUAAAGGAUGUGAUGGUUGGCAUGGUUAGAGUCAAAAUUAAGGAAGCAAGAGAUUUACAUCCACCGGUAUUUGGAGGAACAGUCAAUGCAUUCGUUGUACUUUAUUUGGGUACACAAAAGAAAAGGACUAGAGUCGUUCAUGGAAGUCUUCAUCCUGUAUGGUCUCAGUCAUUUGAAUUCUUUGUACAAGAUCCAUUGGUUCAGAAUGUUUUUAUUUAUGUAUUAAAUGCUCCAACAGGAAAAGGAGAAAAGGAAGACUUGUUGGGUUUAUUGGAAUUGCCUUUGAAAGGUUUGGUUGGUGGAGAAACUAUUUCGAACUGGUAUUCUUUAGAUGAUGCCGCUAGUGGUUCGUUAUUUAUCGAAGCCUUUUAUAUUCCUUUUGAUGGUGGAAAAGAUAAAUCUUACAACUGGAGAGGAGCUUGGAAAGGACAGAAAAGCCCAAUGGAAAGCAGAAAUCAACCUCCUCUACAACAAAGUUCUUCGAAUGUGACUGCAUUUCAGUUUGAACACGAUUAUUACUCACAAAGUGGAGAAACACAACGAACCAAUCCUUGGGUUGCCGGGUGGCUUAAUGGAACUAUUCCAGCCAAUCCAGGAUUUGCAUCUCCUUCCCAUUCACCACCCGUAAAGAAAAGUCGCAGUCUCUUUGAACUUGGCUCUUUAGAAGCGAAGAAGACCAACGAUUCCUCAUCUGUUGUUACAUCUGAAAGUAAGGUGUCAGUCAAUUCUUUGCUGGAUAAAGUCUCCGAUAAGAAAAAUGAGUCUUCAAUGACUAUUGGUUUUCAAACAACGAAAAGAAAACUGAAUGAAAUAGCACUUGCCGCGUUGGCGUCGUUAAGAACGGCUUCGAAUAAGGCCCCAUUCGAAGAAUCUUCACCAGGAACAAGCAGCCAAAGAAUAACCAAUAGUUGUGAAACUUCCAUUUUUGAUCCUCUUAGAAUGCAUUUCAGUUCUUCUGAAUAUAGAGAGGAGGAAGACAAACAACAUCCUAUGAGAAAGUCAAUGAAUGCUCCACUUUUGUACGAUCAUGACCAACAUCUAAGUCUCGUUGCAAGUAACUUUGGCGGUGUUUUGCAAGUAACCAUUAUUCGAGGUUUUGGACUAUCUUUUGGAAACAAGUCUCGUUCUUCUUCUUGUCAUCUACUUGGUUUUCCAAUGAUAUUAUUGCAACUAGAAGACCAAAUAUUCGAAACAGCUCCUUUCCAAGGAGAAGAUCGUGAGAAUCCCUAUUGGAAUGAAACCUUUGAGCUCUAUUGCGUUAACAUUCUAAGGCAAGAAUUGACUAUACAUCUAGUCUCUGUGAAUAGUCUUUCCCAACACGAACCAAUUGGCAAAGUUACCUUUCCCUUGGCUAACUGCAUGGAUACGCCUGUUCUACAAGGAUUUCAAUAGUUUUUACUGCGUCAUCACAAACAGUUGAAUAAAUGUUUUUGUUAUUUU